Mercenaria mercenaria is the source of this 417-nucleotide messenger RNA. Its product is annotated as prostatic spermine-binding protein-like. The transcript has 3 exons. Lineage: Eukaryota; Metazoa; Mollusca; Bivalvia; Venerida; Veneridae. The coding region runs from base 1 to 417 and encodes 138 amino acids. The record is from RefSeq and is a predicted model, not a curated record.
AUGGCGUCAAAGAUGGCCGCUACAAAAGAAGAUGCCAGCGAUGAUAUACGCAAUGAAAGCAAUGGUACAGACAAUGACAGCGGUGAUACAGACAAUGAAAGCGAUGAAAGAAGCAAUUCCAGUGAUGGUAUAGGAAAUGAAAGCGAUGAUGCAGACAAUGAAAGCGAUGAUACAGAUAAUUACAUCGAUGAUGAAGACAAUGAAAGCGAUGAUACAGUAACAGACAAUGUCAGCGAUGAUACAGAAAAUAACAGCAUUAAUACAGACAAUGGCGAUGAUGCAGACAACGAUAACGAUGAUACAGACAAUGAAAGCGAUUAUAUAAACGGUGGUUACGAUGAUAUAAACAGUGGCAGUGAUGUUAAGACAAUGACAGUGAUGAUAAAUGCAAUUGCGACGAUGUUGUUUGUACCUUAA